Molecule: messenger RNA, 237 nt
Organism: Paramecium octaurelia
Lineage: Eukaryota; Ciliophora; Oligohymenophorea; Peniculida; Parameciidae
Source: the annotation of a GenBank genome assembly
AUGAAAAGUAUCAUAAAGGGAAAUUUUUCGAUUUCAGCUUGGUUGAGUAGGUGCGUUUUAGAUUAUCCCAAUGGACACGAGAUACCAUUUAGUUAAAUAGCAUACUUUAAAAGUGCAAUACCUAGUCUAAAAAAUCAUAAAAUUGUUACACUAAGAAUUUUUUCGUUAAUUGGAAUUUCAAAUCAUUAUCCCAUAUCUUUCCUUUAGGUUUUCAAUGUGUCACUCUUCUGUUGGUGA